This is a messenger RNA of Sparassis crispa, 918 nucleotides long. Its product is annotated as COP9 signalosome complex subunit 7a. The transcript is spliced from 6 exons. The record is from RefSeq and is a predicted model, not a curated record. Bases 1 to 918 code for a protein of 305 amino acids. Gene Ontology annotation, cellular component: COP9 signalosome. NCBI's taxonomy places the organism in Eukaryota, Fungi, Basidiomycota, Agaricomycetes, Polyporales, Sparassidaceae.
AUGGAUUUGGGAUCACACUCUACCGCAAAGCUAGAACCCUUUCUGCUGAUGUCGAAAUCAGCAAAGGGCGCUGCUGCUGCUAAAUUGAUUCAGGACGUCACAUCCGCUCAUGGCGUGUUUGUCUUCGCGGAGUUGCUCGACCUUCCCAACAUUCGAGAGCUGGCUAGCAGCGAGCAACACUCUCCGUCUUAUUCAUUGCUGCAAUUGUUCUCCUACAAGACAUACCCGGACUACCUCCAGCAUAAGGAUUCUCUGCCUGCUCUCAAUCAGGCACAGAUCACCAAGCUGAAGCACCUGACUCUGGUAUCUCUAGCCAUGGAAAGCCGCAUACUUCCAUACUCCCAAUUACUCGAAGUUCUUCAAAUGCCCACCAUCCGUGAGCUGGAGGACCUCAUCAUUGACGCAAUUUACCUUGAGAUCAUCCGCGGCAAGCUCGACCAGAAGGAACAACAGUUCGAAGUUGAGUAUACCAUGGGGAGAGAUCUGGAGCCAGGAAAGAUCGAGAGGUUGUUGACGUCUCUGCAAAAUUGGGCAUCCACGACGUCGGCCGUCCUGGCCACUCUCGACGAGAAGCUUGUCUCGAUGGCGGCAGAUGUCGCAGAGAAAAAGAGGACGAACGAAUUCUACGAGCAGUCGUACCAAACGAACCUGAAAGAAAUCCUGGAUAAGCAGAAGGAGAUAAAGGCGGGAUUGAGAGCCGCAGCCUAUCCUGGACGCACGGGCCUGACAGCCGCUGGUAUUGCUGAGCGGGACCGGGAAAGGGAAAGAGAGCGGCGAGAACGAGAACGCGAAAAGGAACAGGAUCGCGAGAACAAUAGCAUGGAUGUGGAUGAGCCUACCGAGUCUAAAGGCAAGAAUCGAAAAGCACCGCAACAGGACUCUGCACAGAGAACACAGCGAAAGCGGAACCGUGUCUAG